CUAUCGCGACGUCGAUCUACCUGGCGGGCGAUUAUAACACAGUCCGACGGAGUUUAUAUGUACCUCGUGCGUACCUGAUACCGAUUGUAUUGCAUCCAGAACAACCACAACUACCAGGGCCCUUUGCAUUCCCACAAUGCCUCCAGCGCCGAGCCAGAAAGGCACGGGCAAGAAGGGGAGAGACAUCCGCCAGUCGCGGAGCCGCAAUACAACUCCCAGCCUUACUGGCACCGCCCUCCCACCAUCCGACCUGGGCGAGUCCCCCUACCUCGGGCUCCCCCUGCAGUCCUUUCGAACCUCGGAUGAUAUUGUUGAAUCAUAUGGCUCGGCAAUUCCAAGCUCGAAGGACCUGGAGGCCCUCUUGGAGCGUUUGCGACGACUUGUGGCUGUCGUCGAAGCUCGAGGAGCCGUGUGCGACAGGGGCAUGAGGAUGCUGGCGCAGGCGAGAAAGGAUAGACUGGAAGAGAUCGAGAACGAGAGAAGAGAUGAGGAGCGCAACGAAAGACUUAAGAAGGAGGUUGCAGACGAAGAGGAAAGGGGCAGAAACAAGGCUGCCAAAAUAAAGAAGAAGAAGGACGUUGGUGGUGUCCGAGAGGAAAAGCCAGCACUUGGUGCUCAUGGGUUGGCGCCUCAAGACGGAUCGCAAUUGGACCAUUCACCAGUUCGCGAUUCCUCAGCCCGCAAGAAUGCAGACAGGUUAUCGAGAGACAUUGAUUCUGCCAGCUCAUCUCUCUCGCCAGUUGCGCCGGCGACUCCUGCUGCAACCGGCUUGGAUCUCGAGGCAAAGGAACUAAACGUCGACGACUCCAGCUCUGAUGAACAUCUGGCUAAACCAACACCUGCUAUGCCUCACCAUCAAACAUUUGGAGAUGAUCCCUCCACCUUUCCGGAUCCAACGAUCUACGAGAUAAGGCAAGUCACCGACGACAUGACCGACGAGCAGAAGAAGGAGAUCUACUCCGUAGCGGUCUUCCCUCAGGAUAAUUUGGCGGAUCUUAUCCCUGGAUCACCACCCGAUAAGGACUUCAGCAAUGCAAAGCCCACGAAUCAAGUCCAGGCAAACACGUUUGCUACGUAUAUAGAGCCUUAUUUCAGACCUUUCACAGAAGAAGAUCUUGCUUUCCUUCGAGAGAGAGGCGAUCGUGUAGUCUGCAUGCGUAUUCCGAAACGUGGUAAGAGGCAUUACACAGAGAUAUGGGCGGAAGAGGAUGGGGCGAUGUCUGUCGACAUCCCACAACAAGGCCGUGACAAGCUUCCCCCAAAUCAAGCUCGAGGUAGUAUCGAGGACCUGGAUGAUGCUGCAGCAGAGACCGACCAGGUUUCAACGGGACCUCUCCUGUCACGACUUCUGGCAACACUAAGACCGGAACGCCGCGCACCACCAUCCGAAGAGAAGCCGGCCACAAACGGACUCACGAACGGAGACACAAAUGCCAAUGGCGAAGCAAAUGGAGACUCUGGUGAACUUAGUCAACCUCUCAACGAUGGCCCGGCCCCAGUUCCCCCAGCGACCCAGAUGGCUGACUCUAACUCCGAGGCAUGGAAGAAAGCUACACACCCGAAACUUGACCAAGCGCAAGUUGCUGAGCGACUCAAGCAAGAGCUCCGCCAUAUCGGUUUCCUCUCUCCGGACGCAGAGCCGGACUAUGACGGCCAUUUCGAUGAUGAGAUCGCUGCCCGUCUCCGUUUUCUUCAGAGCCGGCUUAAGGAACGAAUGAUUAUCAACGGGUCCCGCAAAGCUCGUCUCAUGGACCUAGUCAAGGAACGUAUGGCCUUCCAAGAGUACAACACCAUUCUAGAAGAUCUCGAUAGCCAAGUUGUCGGCGCUUAUUCGAAGCGUACCCGUACAAUGGGCAAGAACAAAAAGACAAAGCGUCCUGGUGGCGCUGGCGGAGGAAGUCACUUUGCAGGUGGUAGUGGCGCGGGGAUGGCCAAGCCAGGCAUUGGUGAUAUGACAAAGACAAUAAUGGAGAGAAGAAAGAAGUGGAAGGAUAGCAUUGGCACGGUCUUUGAUAGCGAGUUCAAGGUUCCAAGAGCCAACAAUCCAAAGGGAGAGAACACCUCGAUUUUCAAACCGGAGGACAUGGCUGAGUUCGUGAGGAAGGAGAGAGAGGCUUGGGAUGAGGAUGCAGAGGAUGAAUAGAUGCACAACGGGUGUCUUCCAAGUGGACAGGCGUUGGCAGUUAUAUAAAUUGGGUUAGGUGUUCUCCUUUGGUACUACAAGGUGUGAUGGCCAUUUCAAGGAGUUGACGGGUUUCGGUUGUAUCUCUAUCCGGGUUGGACCUUAUAGUUCAGAGGGCUGCUUUCCAUGAUACUCCCCAAGAUGCGCAAUGUUGAUUUUAAACAGUAGCCGCUUGACGUGAACUUUACGUCCGG
Molecule: messenger RNA, 2376 nt
Organism: Amorphotheca resinae ATCC 22711
Lineage: Eukaryota; Fungi; Ascomycota; Leotiomycetes; Helotiales; Amorphothecaceae
Exons: 2
Coding region: 137-2143 (668 amino acids)
Biological process (GO): regulation of transcription by RNA polymerase II
Cellular component (GO): SAGA complex
Molecular function (GO): transcription coactivator activity
Source: RefSeq, a predicted model, not a curated record